AACCACAGAUACAUGACUGCUGAAUCUCUUUCUCACGUUGCGAGUGUUCCUGUUCGAUUCUUGUCGGAUGCAGAACUUCCUAUCACUCGUAUGGAGGUUCGCAAACACUUUGAUGCUCUGACUGAUGUUGAAAAGAAAUACUCGCAUUUCAUCGGCCGAGCCAGUUGGGCUGGUGCGGGUAUCAUUGCUGCAUCUAUGUCACCAUAUGGUCCUGCUCUUGUUGGAUUGUUUUUGGACAUCUUCACCGUUCCUGAAACUCGCCAUAGUGAUGCUCCACGAAUGGUUGAUAUUAUUGCUUUACAAGCAAAGGUUGAUGUCAGCGAAGCUUCCUGGACCAAUUUCUUGGAAUACGCCUGUUCUGUUUUAAACAAUCUGUCCAACUACAAAUCGUUUGGUGACACUAAAUUCAUCCCACGUAUCUCUGCAUCAGAGAUGGAUGCAAUCAUUCGCAAGAUUGACCCUCGCAUUCAUGAAAAAUUUGUUUCUCUCAAAAACGUCAUUUACGAUAUUUCCCCUGAUGCUCAGCUACUUUUAGGUUAUCCUUCUGAAGGACACGUUUCUGGAUAUUAUUCUCAAAAUAUCUCCAAAGCCGAUGUUGAAUUUGUUCAAAAGUAUCUUGAAACCAAAUCCCCCCUUUAUGCCAUCAACACCCGUAUCUUCAAAACUGACAACGUGUAUCAAGUGCGUAUUGCUUCAUCCGAAGAUGCAGGCAAAGUUGAAGAAACUGUGACUAUUGAUGGUAAAACCAUUCAAAUCGUAUAUGGCGACUUUCAAAAGGAAAUGAAGGCAUGUGCUGAUGCGAUGGCUGGUGCACUUCAAUAUGCUGCCAACGAUAAUCAAAAAAAAAUGAUUCAAGCGUAUGUCGAUUCGUUUCGUUCUGGAUCUAUGGAUGCUCAUUGUGAGAGCCAAAAGCAUUGGAUUCGUGAUGUUGGCCCUAUCGUCGAAUGCAAUAUUGGUUUUAUUGAAACGUAUCGAGAUCCUUUUGGUGUUCGAGCUGAAUGGGAGGGUUUUGUUGCCGUGGUAAACAAGGAAAUGACACUUAAAUUUGGAAAGCUUGUUGACAACGCACCUGCAUUUAUCUCGCUUCUUCCCUGGGGUCGUGAUUUCGAAAAGGACAAGUUCAACAAGCCUGAUUUCACUAGCUUGGAAGUUCUGUCAUUUGCCACUACUGGUGGACCACCAGCUGGAAUCAACAUUCCCAACUAUGACGAAGUUCGCCAAACUAUUGGAUUCAAAAAUGUAUCUCUUGGCAACAUUGUUGGUGCCAAAGGCCCAGCUAAUGAAAAAGUGACAUUUGUCCGUGAACAGGAUGCUGCCUUGUUUAAAAAACUUCAAAGCGAAGCAUUUGAAAUCCAAGUUGGUCUUCACGAGCUUCUUGGACAUGGGUCUGGUAAACUUCUUCUUGAAGAAGCACCAGGAAAAUUCAAUUUUGAUAUUACAAAUCCACCCAUUUCUCCAGUAACAAAUAAGCCAAUUACCACCUGGUACAAGCUGGGUGAAACCUGGGGAUCUGUUUUCAAGUCUGCUGCAUCUUCAUAUGAAGAAUGUCGUGCUGAAGCCGUUGCCAUGUACCUCUGUGUCAAUGACACUGUUUUGGACAUUUUUGGAGUUCAAGGCACUCAAGCCCGCGAAGACAUUAUAUAUAUUUGCUACCUCAGUAUGGCUCGAGCGGGACUGAUUGCACUGGAAUUUUUUGAUCCCAAAACAAAAAAGUGGGGACAAGCUCAUAUGCAGGCACGGUUUGCUAUUUUGCAAGUAUUUAUCGCAUCUGGAUGUGUGACCAUCAAUCACUCAAAGGAAACAAACGAUAUAACAAUUGAUUGUGAUCGAUCCAAGAUCAAGACACACGGUGUUGAUGCUGUUGGUCAGUUUUUGCAGAAACUGAAUGUGUUCAAGGCAACAGCAGAUGCAGAUGCUGGACUGGCAUUUUACGAUGCUUCUACCAGUGUGCCAGAUUCGUGGAUGCCGUGGAGAGAGAUUGUUUUGGCCAAAAAACAGCCCAGAAAAGUCAUGCUUCAGUGCAACAUCAUGUUGAAUGCGAAUGGAACUGUUGAGAUGCGUGAAUAUGAUGUAUCGCUUAAAGGAUUGAUUGAAUCCUACGUGGAGCGAGCCAUGCCUAACCUUUAGAAAUCAUCAAAGGAAUGGCAUUGAAAAAUGAAUACUGAUUUCUUACAGCCAACGACAAAAAGAAUGAACAUGGAUAAAUAAAUGAAAAGUUGCCAUGUAUUUGGAAAGCACUCGCAUA
Messenger RNA from Batrachochytrium dendrobatidis JAM81, 2245 nucleotides. RefSeq names its product dipeptidyl-peptidase III. Gene Ontology annotation, biological process: proteolysis. The coding region runs from base 13 to 2127 and encodes 704 amino acids. Gene Ontology annotation, molecular function: metalloexopeptidase activity; dipeptidyl-peptidase activity. The transcript is spliced from 6 exons. The record is from RefSeq and is a predicted model, not a curated record. Gene Ontology annotation, cellular component: cytoplasm. Lineage: Eukaryota; Fungi; Chytridiomycota; Chytridiomycetes; Rhizophydiales.